AAUCACGUAAUAUCAAAAAAAUACGGAUAUUUUUGUGGAGAAAAAGAAAAGAAAAGAAAAGGGACUGGCUUUCUUUUGGGCAAUAGAAAAGGGACUGGUUAACUAAACCAAUAUAGGCGCACACGAAAUUCUUUGUUGCUUUGUUUUUAUAGAAUUAAAUAUCCGGAGGUUACCUUAACUGUUGAACAACCUCUAGUCCGCCUAAUUAAGUCAACGUUGUAUAGGUGAGGAAGGUAAGAUGUUGGUAAAAUCAUGCACGAAAACAAACUUCACACACAACACACAACGAAACUGAAUAUAAAAUAGAGAAUAUACAUACUGUUGGUGCAUUAGUAAUAUUACUAAAUAAACCAAGUAGUAGAGCAAUGGGAGAUCUUCAACAGAGAGUUCAUCCGGUUCUUCAAAUGGAAGCCAACAACAAGAAAAUAUCACCAGCUGGGGGAAAGACGGAACAUCUUCCGACACAACGGCCAUUUCCACCUCCUGCUACGGUCGAAAACAAGAAAGCAUCACCAGCUCGCGAAAAGACACAACAGCUGCUUCCAGUACAACGACCACUUCCACCUCCUCCUUUGAUGGUGCGUAAUAAGAAGCGAAAUCUUUGCUGCAGAAUCUUCUGUUGGGGUUUAAGCCUUCUAAUCAUUGCCUUAAUCGCAUUAGCGGUUGCGAUUACGGUUAUAUAUUUUGUUUUCCAUCCUAAAAUCCCACAAUACGAGGUCAACAGUUUACGAGUUAGCAACCUUGGGAUCAACCUAGACCUCUCUCUUUCCGCCUUGUUCAAAGUCGAGAUCACAGCUCGUAAUCCCAACGAAAAAAUUGGGAUUUAUUACGAGAAAGGAGGCCGUCUCCAAGUGUGGUAUACCAAGACAAAGCUCUGUGAAGGUCCUAUACCCAAGUUUUACCAAGGACAUAGAAAUGUAACUAGACUGAAUGUGGAUCUAGCGGGAAGAGCACAGUUCGGGAACACUGUUCUGUCGGCAUUGCAGCAGCAGCAACAGACAGGACGUGUCCCGUUAGAUCUCAAAGUGGAUGCACCUGUUUCCGUCAAACUGGGGAAAUUGAAGCUGCGGAAGGUUCGGAUAUUGGGGAACUGCAAGCUUGUUGUUGAUAGUUUAUCAACAAACAAUAGAAUUAAUAUCAAAGCCAGUGAUUGCAAGUUUAGGCUUAAACUUUAAGAUGUUCCUUUCUUGGGUGUAUGUUUAUCCAUCUUUUUCUAAUGCAUUGAUUAAGUUUUCUGAA
Messenger RNA from Brassica napus (rape), 1239 nucleotides. RefSeq names its product NDR1/HIN1-like protein 6. The record is from RefSeq and is a predicted model, not a curated record. Bases 366 to 1175 code for a protein of 269 amino acids. Lineage: Eukaryota; Viridiplantae; Streptophyta; Magnoliopsida; Brassicales; Brassicaceae. The transcript has a single exon. Gene Ontology annotation, cellular component: plasma membrane.